Messenger RNA from Rhododendron vialii, 1350 nucleotides. RefSeq lists its product as uncharacterized. The record is from RefSeq and is a predicted model, not a curated record. Lineage: Eukaryota; Viridiplantae; Streptophyta; Magnoliopsida; Ericales; Ericaceae. The transcript has 2 exons. Bases 1 to 1350 code for a protein of 449 amino acids.
AUGCCUCCGGAACCUACCUUGAUGCCCUUUCCUAUCGAACGUUCAACACCAACCCAUAGGGAAUCUCCCAAGGAGGCAAGCAAGGAAGUUUCAGAGGAAAAUGAUAAAAGAAAAAGGAAGGAAGAAAGUGUAUCGGACCCUCAAAUUAUUCCAACACCGGCACCAUAUCCUAAUCGUUUGAAGGCUUUGGCGAAACCGAAUUACAAUGCGGAGUUGCAUGAGUUAUUCAAUCAGGUGAAGAUCAACAUUUCUCUUAUGGAUGCAGUAAAGCAGAUUCCGUCAUAUGCUAAGUUUCUUAAAGAUCUAUGCGCGGAAACUAAAUUGGAUUUUGUAAUUCUUGAUACAAAUUCGACUGGCUCUUCUGCUGCUUCUACUCCAGUGAUUCCUAGAAGAUCCUUUCUAGCCACAGCAGAUGCAGUUAUCAACUGUCGAAACGGACUUCUUAAUAUGACAUUCGGUAACAUGAAGAUGGAGGUCAAUAUUUUUAAUGUGGGCAGUCAAAUGGGGGAUGACGAGAACAUACAUGAAGUAAGCCUUAUUGAUACCCUUGUAGAAGAACACGUGGACGAAUUGCUCUAUAGUGAUCCUUUGGAAGUUGCUCUUACAGCCGAAGAGGCCGAAUUUCUCAAAUCUUUCGAGGUCAAUUAUCUAUAUUCAUUGCUCAAAGAUGAGGAUGAAGUGUGUGCUAUGAAUUCUUGGAUUCCAAAGUUUGAAGAAUUUGAAGAGCUUCCCCCAAUAGAGAAGAAAGUCCUCCCAUCUAGCGUUGAGCCACCAAAAUUGGAGUUGAAACCUUUGCCUGACACUUUGAAGCAUGUUUUCCUUGGAGACAAUGAGACCUAUCCUGUGGUUAUUUCCUCCUCUCUUGGGAAUCUCCGAGAGACGAAGUUGAUUAAUUUAUUAAGGAGACACAUGAAGGCUAUAGGAUGGACCAUUGCGGAUAUCAAAGUAAUCAAUUCUACUUUCUACUCUCACCAUAUUGCUUUGGAAGAUAAUAUCAAGCCAUCUCACCAACCCCAACACCGCUUUAACCCUAUUAUGAAGGAUGUAGUUCGUGCUGAGGUCUUAAAGCUCUUGGAUGUUGGGAUCAUUUAUCCCAUCGUCGAUAGUAAAUGGGUGAGCCCGAUUCAAGUUGUACCAAAGAAAUUCGGGGUUAAAGUUAUGCGUAAUGAGGAGAAUGAGCUAGUGCCAACACGUGUUCAGAAGGGAUGGAGAGUUUGUAUUGAUUAUCGGAAGCUCAACGCAAGCACAAGAAAGGAUCAUUUCCCUUUGCCGUUUAUCGAUCAGAUUUUGGAAAGGAUAGCCGGGCAUGCAUUCUAUUGUUUCUUAGAUGGUUAUUCCGGGUAUAAUUAG